CCUAAAUUGGUAGCGCUGACCGACUUGACUGACCAUCAAAACUUUAACUGGAUGGAUGCACGUAUCCCCGUCUGGGUGACAUUUGGGGCACGGAGAACCCUGGCUCGAGUGCUGUACGUACCAGGAAAACAAGCUUACACGGCACGGCUUCUGUACAACGUUAAGAUGCACAAAAGAGGGCAGGUAUGGACAGGGGAGGAAAGAUGGAGGUGAUAAGAGCUGAGACCCCAGAUUCCCGUUCUUUUGUUUUUGUUUGCGGGCCCUUCUUGAUCACUGAACCGAAUUGAUUGUGCUUCUUACCACCGAGAUGGCAGAACUCGAGAAACGUGACGGAAUGGCCGAAGAGAAGUACAUGGAAAAUGUCCACGAGAAGAACCCGACUGCUGCGGGACAAUCAAACGAGAAUGCAGCUCUCACGCGCAAGAUCCUCUUCAAGCUCGACCUCAGAAUUCUUCCAAUCCUCGCCCUCCUCUUCCUCUGCUCAUUCCUCGACCGAACAAAUGUCGGAAAUGCGAAGACCUACGGUCUCGAAGCCUCGCUCAAAAUGACCGACCACCAAUACGACACUGGACUCGCUGUUUUCUAUGCUACAUAUAUCGUCAGUGAAAUCCCAAGUAAUCUGGUCCUUCGGAAGCUCUCCCCGAAGAUCUGGCUCCCAGUCCUGACAAUCUUCUGGGGCAUCGUUACAAUGUGUCUGGGCUUCGUGAAAAAUUACAGUCAAUUCAUGGCCGUACGCGCCAUUCUUGGCAUUUGUGAAGGUGGUCUCCUACCUGGAAUGGUGCUGUAUCUCUCAGGCAUGUACACGAGGGGUGAGAUGGCGUUGAGACUCGGUCUAUUCUACACGGCGGCUAGUCUGAGCGGCGCCUUUGGAGGCCUGUUGGCUAGAGGGUUGACAAGUAUUGGGAAGAGAGGAGGACAGGCGGAGUGGAGUUGGAUUUUUAUCAUUGAGGGGCUAUUGACCGUGGCCAUUGGGAUAUUGGCAUACUUUCUCCUUCCAAAUAAUGUCGAGACAGCUCCAUUCUUGAAAGAGAAUGAGCAGAUCUACGCUCGUUCGAGACUCCAUCUUGACAUGCCUUCUCGUCUUGCAGAAGAUGGAAGCGAGCACCACCACGAAGCCUUCCGAUGGUCAGAAGUGCGUCGCGGCAUCUUCAACAUCUCAACCUGGCUCUCGGCAUGCGCAUAUUUCGGUAUCCUCGCUGGUCUUUAUUCCUUCGGUCUCUUCCUCCCCACUAUCAUCGUGGAGUUGGGAUACACGGCCAAUGAAGCCCAACUUUGGUCCGUGAUUCCCUAUGCUGUUGCAUCCGUCGUAACAGUUAUCAUCGCUAUCGUGUCAGACCGAAUGAAACUCCGUGGAGUCAUAAUGCUCUUCGUUCUCAUUCCAGCUAUCAUUGGAUAUGCAGUCAUCGCCAAUAUCUCAGUCGCUCAUCCAAAGGUCAAGUAUGGAAUGACGUUCUUGAUGGCGACUGGAAUGUAUGCUUCUGUGCCUUGCGUACUGGUUUGGAACAGUAACAAUUCUGCGGGACACUACAAGAGAGCAACAACAACAGCGUUGCAGUUGAUGAUUGCGAAUAGUGGUGGAUUUGUUGCCACUUUCAUUUAUCCAAAUAAGGAUAAGCCGCAGUAUCACAAAGGGCAUACUGUUGUGCUUGGGUUGUUGGUCAUGAGUUGGUUCCUGUGAAGUGCUAGCUAAUGUGUUGUAUUGCCACAAGGUGAAUAUAGAUAAGAAGGCAGGGAAGUAUGAUGAGUUUAUUGGGUCAUCGGACGAUAGAGAUCCUGAUUUCUUGAUGGUGCUGUGAUACGAAUGUGUCCUUCGAAUGAAAUAAAGCUGAGGAACAUCAAAUAUUUCAACACAAUAUGCAUGAUGAUUU
This is a messenger RNA of Mollisia scopiformis, 1868 nucleotides long. Its product is annotated as putative MFS transporter. Gene Ontology annotation, cellular component: membrane. Bases 308 to 1678 code for a protein of 456 amino acids. Gene Ontology annotation, biological process: transmembrane transport. Gene Ontology annotation, molecular function: transmembrane transporter activity. The transcript is spliced from 5 exons. NCBI's taxonomy places the organism in Eukaryota, Fungi, Ascomycota, Leotiomycetes, Helotiales, Mollisiaceae. The record is from RefSeq and is a predicted model, not a curated record.